Molecule: messenger RNA, 2072 nt
Organism: Serinus canaria (Common canary)
Lineage: Eukaryota; Metazoa; Chordata; Aves; Passeriformes; Fringillidae
Gene: RAD17
Product: RAD17 checkpoint clamp loader component
Exons: 17
Coding region: 189-2072 (627 amino acids)
Biological process (GO): mitotic DNA replication checkpoint signaling; DNA repair; DNA damage checkpoint signaling
Cellular component (GO): Rad17 RFC-like complex; nucleus
Molecular function (GO): chromatin binding; DNA clamp loader activity; ATP hydrolysis activity
Source: RefSeq, a predicted model, not a curated record
GCGCCGUGUGAGGGGACGCGGCCGGGCCGGGCUGAGAGCGCAGCGCCGGGAGCUGCCCGGGACACCGGGAGGAGUCACACGGGGCUCGCCCUGCCCCCGGAGCACCCUGGCACUCCGAGCCACGGGGCACCCAGUCCCCUGGCCUUGGCUCUCCGGCCGGGCUCGGCGGGAGGCUCUCCCGGCCGAGGAUGUCCGGCAGCGGCCCAGGACGGCCGGCGGAGGUGGCAGAGUGGCUGGCACAUCCCUUUGAUGGCUUCCUCGGGAGCACGGGCCCCUGUGCCACCGCCGUGAGGCCGCGGAGGGGCGGCGCCGGCAGAGCCCGCGGGCAGCAGCAGAGAGCCCCGAGCCCCGGGGCGGAGAAGAGCCGAGCCACAGCUCCUCCCAGGAAGAGAGCCAAGCCGGGAGCUGCGGAUCCGCCCUGCGCCCAGCCGGGCCGCAGCCAGGCCCAGGAGGAGCUGCCGUGGGUGGAGAGAUACAGGCCUGAGAGCCAGAAUGACCUCGCUGUGCAAAAGAAGAAAAUUGAGGAAGUUGAAACCUGGUUAAAAACACACAUAUUUCAGAGGCAGCCAAAGCAGGGUGGCUCUGUCUUGCUGCUGACUGGCCCUCCUGGCUGUGGAAAAACUGCAACCCUGCAAAUUCUAGCCAGAGAUCUUGGCCUUCAGGUGCAAGAAUGGACCAACCCACUCUCUUUAGACUUCACAAAGGAAGAACUGAGGAGCAUGCUUGGCCAUGACUCAAAUUUUCAUACGUUUCCGAGUCAGGCCCAAGCAGCUCUCUUUCAAGAUUUUCUAUUAAGAGCAAAUAAGUAUAACAAACUUCAGAUGCUUGGGGAGUCCUCAGAAAAUGAUAAAAAGCUUAUUCUUAUUGAAGACAUUCCUAACCAAUUCUACCGAGAUCCUGGCAGCCUGCAUGAAAUCCUCAGGAGCUUUGUUCGUAGGAGUAGGUGCCCCCUCGUCUUCAUAAUCUCAGAUAACUUCAGUGGAGACAGCAACCAGAGGUCACUGUUCCCCGCUGAAAUUGUAGAGGAGUUGUGUAUAUGCAACAUUAGUUUCAAGCCUGUUGCACCAACAAAUAUGAUGAAAGUUCUCAAUCGAAUAGCUGCAGCAGAAGCCUGUAUGAACAGAGAGAAUUACACCCCUGAUAGAACUUCUCUGGAGUUGCUUUGCAGAGGUUGUUCAGGUGACAUAAGAAGUGCAAUAAACAGCCUUCAGUUUUCCUCUACAAAAGGCUGCUCCUUGGAGAAAGAAUUUUGGUCAAAGAAGAAGAAGCAGAGCUCCACAAUAAAAUGUGAUGAAAUAGGAGUAUCCAAAGUAAGAAAGAAAAGUAAAUGUGAUGCCUCAGAAGACCAGGAGAUACAAGCAAUUGGUGGCAAGGAUGCAUCCAUUUUUCUCUUCCAUGCUCUGGGGAAAAUUAUUUAUUGCAAAAGAGAAGCAGUGUCAGAAGCAGAGUGCCCUCAGCUGCCUGCCCACCUGUCCGCACACCGCCGCGACACCUUGCUCAUCCAGCCUGAGGACAUUGUGGAGAAAUCACAUAUGUCUGGAAGCAUGUUCAAUCUGUACCUUCACCAGAACUACGUGGACUUUUUUUCUGACAUAGAUGAUGUAGUGAGAGCCAGUGAAUAUUUGAGCACUGCUGAUGUCCUUUGCAGUAACUGGAGUGCACGGCUGGUGAUGGAGAGCUACAGUGCCUCCGUGGCCACCCGGGGGGUGAUCCACUCCAACACCUCCAGGGCCUUUGCCCACCAGCAGGGGGGCAUGGGCUUCCGACCCUUACACAAACCCCAGUGGUUUUUGAUCAACAAAAAGUAUCAGGAAAAUUGCAUUGCUGCAAAAUCUCUGUUCUCAAGCUUCUGUUUACCACCUGAGUGCCUUCAGACAGAGCUGCUGCCUUAUCUUGCUAUGUUAGCAAACCCAAUGAGAAACCAAGCUCAGAUUGCUUUUAUCCAAGAUGUGGGGAGGCUGCCACUGAACAGACAUUUUGGGAGGCUGCAGCUGGAGGCUCUGGGUGACAAGGACCCCGGCGUGCCGGAGCUGUCCCACGGGGACGGCGACCCCGAGGACUCCCUGAAGUGA